GCGGGAACGUCUUGUCUCACUCAUUAAAAGGCUUUGCAUGUUUUGAAUCCUACUAAUGUCAUCGCUCAACUUGGCGCCUUCCCUGUCUGGCCUUUCGUGCUAGUCAAUACCUUGGUGCACUCCUCCACCAAAACAUACAACCAGCUCGCUUUGACAGCCUACCAUUAACACCUUGAUUCACCCAAUUCUCAACUGCACCCGUGAUGGCUGAUCCGGCUCCAGCCUGCUUGUCCAGCCUCCCAGUGGAGAUACAGACCAGCAUUUUCGCCUUCGUACGCGAGAAGACCACCCAGGCAGCCAUAUGUCUGACCAAUCGCCAAUGCCGAGACGUCAUGGCGCCUAUCUUCUUCGAGAACUUCAAACUUCAAAAUCACAAAAUCACCAUGCAGACGAUAGGCACACUCUUGAAUCCUAAAAACGGUAUCACACCUUACGUUCGCAAUCUUUUCAUCGUCAAUGGAUGCUGGCAAAAAGAAGAGUGUUGGAAAAAUGGUGUCAUUGUAGAUCCCAUGCUCCAGCUGGUGGUCGGCGCAUUUCCCCAAGAUCGUCUGCGCGCUUUGGUUGGUGACGAUGAGAUAGUGCUUGAUACGACUUUGCUGGUAUCCUUGCUUCAGCACCAAUCACGACUAAAGCGCUUAGCUGUAUAUCAUCGAAUGCGACCUGGUGGACAUGUCAUCGACCUUGAGGACAAGAAUUUAGUGUCAUGGGCAGCGUCUCGAUGCGCGGAUGUCGAAUCUCUUACAGUUUUCUUGCGGACUGAUUAUGUCGACACUUACACGCCAGCUGGGUUCUUGGUUCGAAGCGCCCCAAACAUCAAGGACCUUAGAAUUAAGGACCAUGGGAACGAAACAACUCCGGCACUACCUCUUUUGCGUCCCUUGGGAACGUGGGGAAAAGUGGGUUACAACGCUUUUGGAGGACUGGCUGGAGAGGAUGAAGAUUGACGUGCUAAACUCGAGUUGUCUCAGAUGAGCUUAGAACAGGUGGCGUUAGACUCAAGGUCACUUGAGUCGAUUCGAAAGCACGUCGAAUUGUCGAAGCUUGAGAGUGUUGAAUUGCUGCGAUGUCCGGAAGCUCAUCUUCUCCUGACGGCACUUCAACCGGGUUGUAAUCUCACCAAGCUAAUCUUCGAACAGGCUAACGCCCAUAUCCGUACAUUUAUGGAUAAACAUCGGAUCGAGGGACUUUUGAACUCGUUCAGUGGCCUUCGAGUGCAUUCGCUCAGUCUUUAUGAUCGGAUGGUUGAUGUCUCCUGCAUCAUCCACCACGGCUCUUCUCU
Alternaria alternata is the source of this 1279-nucleotide messenger RNA. RefSeq lists its product as hypothetical. Lineage: Eukaryota; Fungi; Ascomycota; Dothideomycetes; Pleosporales; Pleosporaceae. The record is from RefSeq and is a predicted model, not a curated record. The transcript has a single exon. Bases 204 to 944 code for a protein of 246 amino acids.